Hordeum vulgare subsp. vulgare (domesticated barley) is the source of this 817-nucleotide messenger RNA. RefSeq lists its product as uncharacterized. The record is from RefSeq and is a predicted model, not a curated record. The transcript is spliced from 3 exons. NCBI's taxonomy places the organism in Eukaryota, Viridiplantae, Streptophyta, Magnoliopsida, Poales, Poaceae. The coding region runs from base 87 to 440 and encodes 117 amino acids.
UCUUCUCGCAAGCCCUAGAAGCCAUGGUCCGCGGAGGCCGCAGGUGACCGGCGCCGGUAGCAAGGGGCGCCAGGAGGAGCGGCAAGAUGUCGGUGCGGAUAAAGGCUGUGGUGGACAGGUUCGUGAAGGAGCUCAAGGAGGCGCUGGACGCGGACAUCCAGGACCGCGUCAUGAGGGAGCGCGAGAUGCAGAGCUACAUCGAGGAGCGCGAGCGCGAGGUCGCCGAGCGGGAGGCCGCGUGGAAGGCCGAGCUCUCCCGCCGCGAGGCUGAAAUUGCGCGGCAAGAGGCAAGGCUGAAAAUGGAAAGGGAGAAUCUGGAGAAAGAAAAGAGCGUCCUGAUGGGAACUGCUUCGAAUCAGGAUAACCAGGACGGAGCCCUUGAGAUCACCGUCAGUGGUGAGAAGUAUAGGUGCCUCCGCUUCUCCAAGGCAAAGAAGUGAGUCGGUCGGUCCCACGUGUCAGCCAGCGAUUGGAGCACAGGGAUGGCGUGCACGGUUGGCGGCAAGAUGGCGUUAUUCGUGGCCGCGCCAUGCCCGGCCAGGCCAGGCCGGCACGAGCACCUACGCACGCAUGCAACCGCUUAUCCGAAACGAAACACACACGAAAAAUAAAAUCAAGAAAUGGUAAUGGCGCGAGAGCAUCUUCGAAGAGGCUGUUCCGUAACUUCGUCGAGUCUGAUCCAAGAUUACGAAGCGAGAACGGUGUCAAAGACGAAGUAGUAGAACAUGUAAAGUAGAUGAACACAGAAAGUAUAGAAGGAACUAUCUUUGUUAAUGAUGAUCUCUUUCUUACAAUGAUUUCUUUUUCUCUUUUUAUA